AUGUUACUCAAAUCAUAUGGUUUCAGCGAUGGAACUGACAGGAAAGCCCUGCUCGAGUUCAAGUCACAAGUUUCUGAAGACAAAAAAGUCGUCUUGUCCUCAUGGAAUCACUCAUACCCUCUCUGCAACUGGAAUGGAGUUACAUGUGGUCGCAAACACAAGCGAGUUACUCGUUUGGACCUUAAAGAUUUUCAGCUAGGCGGAGUGAUAUCACCAUCUAUUGGUAAUCUCUCGUUUCUCAUAUCAGUAAAUCUAUAUGAUAACUCUUUUGGUGGAACCAUCCCUCAAGAGAUGGGAAACCUGUUUAGGCUUAGACACCUGGAUAUGAGAUUAAAUUUUCUCCAAGGAAGGAUUCCAGCCAGUCUGUUUAACUGCUCUAGCUUGCUGGAGAUUAGUUUAAACAAAAAUCAUCUUAGAGAAGGUGUUCCUUCAGAACUGGGCUCUUUGAAGAAGCUUGUUGUUUUAAGUCUCGGUGACAACAACCUUGGAGGGAAUCUCCCUGCAUCUCUAGGAAACUUAACAUCACUAAGAUAUCUUGAUGUUGCAAGCAACAAUAUGGAAGGAGGAUUACCAGAUGGUAUGGCUACACUGACUCAGUUGGUGGGUCUUCAGUUAAUAAUGAACAACCUAUCAGGUGCUUUUCCUUCUGUUAUCUACAAUCUGUCCUCACUGGAGUAUCUAUACAUGUCUUUAAAUCAGUUCUCUGGUUCCCUCAGACCUGAUUUUGGUACUUUGCUACCAAACCUUCGACAUUUAAACAUGGGAGAUAACUAUUUCACAGGAGCCAUUCCAACAACACUUCCCAAUGUCUCAACCCUUGAGAAGCUAGGAAUCAAUAACAACAAUAUGACAGGGAAUAUUCCGGUGAGUUUUGGCAAAUUAAGGAAUCUGCAAUGGCUAUAUCUUCAUGGUAAUUCCUUGGGAAGUUACUCUGUUGGAGAUCUUGAAUUUCUUGAUGCUUUGACUAACUGUACCCAGAUGGAUUCAUUAUAUGUUGCUGAUAAUAGGCUUGGUGGUGACCUGCCUAAUUCCAUUGCCAACCUGUCCAAGAGCCUCAUCAAUUUAAGCCUUCAAAAUAAUCUCAUCUCUGGAAGCAUUCCUCAAGAUAUUGGCAAUCUCAUAAGCAUACAGAAACUUGGGUUAGGAGAUAACAUGUUGACUGGACCACUCCCAGCCUCUAUUGGUAAGCUUUCAGGAUUGAGGGUAUUAAGUCUCAGCGCCAAUAGAGUGUCAGGAGAGAUACCAUCUUCUAUUGGCAACAUCACUCGCUUAGAAAGCCUCAGUUUGUUCAACAACAGCUUUGAAGGAACCAUUCCUCCGGCUCUCAGUAAUUGCAUGUACCUCCUACAUUUGUCGAUUGGGUAUAAUAAGCUUAAUGGUACUAUACCUCCAGAAGUUACGCAACUUUCACCCCUUGUUACUCUGAGCAUGGAAGGUAAUUUCUUAUCAGGCUCUUUGCCAAAAGAUGUUGGACGACUAGAAAAUCUCAUUAAGCUAUCUCUUGAGCAUAAUGAUUUGUCAGGCAAACUCCCACCAGGUUUGGGGAAUUGUCUCUCCAUGGAAGAAAUGUAUCUACAAGGGAAUUCUUUUGAUGGAGAUAUUCCGGAUUUAAAAGGGUUGGUGGGUGUUAGAAGAGUUGAUAUGUCCAACAAUAAACUCUCUGGAAGUAUACCUGGAUAUUUUGCAAACUUUUCCAAGUUGGAGUAUCUCAAUUUAUCCAUCAACAAUCUAGAGGGAAGGGUGCCAACAGACGGAAAAUUCAAGAAUGCUACUAUAGUUUCAGUAUUUGGAAACAAGAAUCUUUGUGGAGGCAUCAAGGAAGUGAAACUAAAGCCAUGCUUAGCACAAGCACCAAAAAUGAGAAGAAAGCAUCCCUUUCUCUCAAGGAAAGUUGUGAUCGGGGUCAGCACAUGCCUAGCUUUGCUUUUGCUGUUGUUCAUAGCUUCGGUUUCUCUGAUUUGGUUAAGAAAAAGAAAGAAGACCCAGCAGGCCAAUAACUCAACUCCUAUGUUUGAUGUCUUCCAUGAGAAGGUAAGUUAUGGAGAUCUUCAAAAUGCAACAGAUGGCUUCUCUUCGAAAAAUGUGAUUGGAUCAGGCAGCUUUGGUACCGUUUUUAAAGCAUUGCUUCCGACGGAGGAAAAAGUUGUUGCAGUGAAAGUUCUAAACCUGCAGAGGCAUGGAGCAAUGAAGAGCUUUGUGGCAGAAUGUGAAUCGUUGAAGGACAUAAGGCAUCGUAAUCUUGUGAAACUGUUGACGGCUUGCUCGAGUAUUGAUUUCCAAGGAAAUGAGUUCAGAGCUCUUAUCUAUGAGUUCAUGCCAAAUGGGAGCUUGGAUAUGUGGCUGCACCCGGAAGAAGUGGAAGAGACUCGUAGGCCUUCAAGAACCUUGACACUUCUUGAAAGGCUUAACAUUGCCAUAGACGUGGCUACUGUUUUGGACUAUCUUCAUGUUCAGUGUCAUGAACCUAUAGCUCACUGUGAUCUUAAGCCAAGCAACGUCCUCCUAGAUGAUGAUUUAACUGCCCAUGUUAGCGAUUUUGGUCUGGCUAAACUUCUCCUCAAAUUUGACAGAGAGUCUUUUCUCAACCAACUCAGCUCCGCUGGCGUAAGAGGAACUAUCGGCUAUGCCGCACCAGAAUAUGGAAUGGGAGGUCAGCCAUCAAUAGAAGGUGAUGUGUAUAGCUUUGGAGUUCUCAUUUUGGAAAUGUUCACUCGGAAAAGACCAACCAAUGAGUUAUUUGGGGGAAACUGUACCCUACACAGCUACAGCAAAGCAGCGUUGCCAGAUCAAGUGUUGGACAUUGCAGACAAAUCCAUUCUUCAAAUUGGUGUCAGAGUCGGUUUUCCUAUUUCUGAGUGCUUGAAUCUGAUUUUGGAUGUGGGACUUAGGUGUUGUGAAGAAUCUCCGAUGAAGCGGUUGGCAACGAGUGAAGCCACGAAGGAGUUAAUCUCAAUCAGAGAGAGGUUUUUCAAAGGCAGAAGAACAACCAAAAGUUGA
Molecule: messenger RNA, 2997 nt
Organism: Microthlaspi erraticum
Lineage: Eukaryota; Viridiplantae; Streptophyta; Magnoliopsida; Brassicales; Brassicaceae
Source: the annotation of a GenBank genome assembly